UCUGAAUUUGUUAUUCCCUAUUUUCCCUUUUCCCUACCCCUUUUUGCGUUGAGGUGUGUUGUGGUGAAGCGGCUGCGGCAGUUGGGAGAAGAAUGAACCGAAUCACAGUUCCAAUGGAUGAGCCUAAGCCUUCUUACCUUACUCGGUCUCAACUUCUGAAACGGCGAUUCCAGAAUCUGAAGCGUCUCUCAAAGUGUUACAGGGACCUCUAUUGGCACCUGAUGGAAGACGUGAAGACCCUCUACAGACACUACCUUUAUCACUAUGCUCUCAACCCUUUUAGCCAUUUCCACCUUCCCACAUGUGCUUUCCUCGGUUGCAACCUCAACCCCAUGCCUUUCACUUCCUUUUGCCACUUUCACAUUCUCUCCGAUUCCAACCAGAACCUCUAUAAGCCCUGCAAUUAUCUUAUCAAAGGUGCAGAAGCUGAACCCAUAACUUGUGGCAAACCCAUUCUGAGAUCCAUUGUUCCAGCUCUUUGCACUGUCCACUCUCACAAGGCUCAGAAGCACCUUGCCAGGACUUUGAAGAGGAACAGUAGCAACAUCGGUCCUAAAUUUCAUGCCUUGGUGUCAGAAUACGUAAAACACAUUCAAGCGAGAAGAAGAAAGGAUCAACGGGAAAACAAAAGUAAAACUGUGUUCAAAGACAAAAUGAUGGCUGGGUAGGUAUUUUAAUGCAGCUGCGAGGCCCCAGAUUCCAGAAGCUUCUGUGUUUUCUUGCGGAUUAUUCAACGUAUUAUGUGAGAUUUGACAUUUUAUUUAUUUAAAAGUUAUUUUGCAGGAAAAAAAAAUGUUUCUUUUCUUCCUUGGAAUUCAAAUUUCUUAUAACCAACUGUCAAAAUGAUUGCAAUCGUCCACAGUGCCAUGCAUUAAAACAAUGUCAAAGUCAAUAAUCCGAAGAUAAAACCAGCAAAUGAAACAGUUGUUCUUGUUCAUGUCUUUUCUUCUUUUCACAGGUGCACCAAGAGCCCCGGAAUCUGCAUAAUUUAGAAAAAGUAAAGCAUAUUCAGUUCAGUUUAAUAAGAAAAAAAGAGUGGUUAUUGUGUACGCCUCCAGGACCAAACGUUUUGUAGAAUAUGUGGUAUGCAUUAUACAUUAGAGAACAUCACAGCCUUUGCAAUUUGCAUUGUGUCUGAUUCCAGACAAGGAGGAUGAAACCCUCUUGAAUCUGUCUGAUUGGGGAUCAACAUGUGGGUCUGUGUAAAAUUCAGUAAGUGAAGACAAUUUGUAAGUUUGUUCAUGCCUCAGAAUUAAAUGAAACUCGCACGAAAAUGAA
This is a messenger RNA of Vigna unguiculata (cowpea), 1278 nucleotides long. RefSeq lists its product as uncharacterized. Gene Ontology annotation, cellular component: NSL complex. Lineage: Eukaryota; Viridiplantae; Streptophyta; Magnoliopsida; Fabales; Fabaceae. The record is from RefSeq and is a predicted model, not a curated record.